UGGAGAAGCUAUCCUGCAUGUUAAAGGACCCUUCCCCUCACAUCCCUUUCUCCCGGGCUGCUGCUUUUGACUCUGUGCAGUCGAUCCUCGGGAGAAUCAGUCAGUCCUUCUCCACCGAUGACCUGCAGAGCCCUUUUUAUAUGAGCUCUGUCUGUGCCUUUGUGGCGGACGAGGUGCAGAGCUGCUUCCAGCCCCCUGCAGCCACCCUACCAGUUCCCCCUGUCCUCGCGGUGGCCGUUUCCACCACACUACCAGCUGACAUCCAAGCAGACCCGGCUUCUUCCCACCUGGAGGUUGUGGACAUCACCCCUAACAGAGAGGCAGAUCAGGAUUCUUCCCACCUGGAGGUUGUGGACAUCACCCGUAAGACAGAGGCAGAUCCGGCUUCUUCCCAACUGAAGGUUGUUGACAUCACCCCUAACACAGAGGCAGAUCCGGCUUCUUUCCACCUGAAUGUUGAAGACAUCACCAGUAACACGGAGGCAGAUCCGCCUUCUUCCCACCUGAAUGUUGUGGACAUCACCUCUAACACAGAGGCAGACCCGGCUUCUUCCCAACUGAAGGUUGUUGACAUCACCCCUAAUACAGAGGCAGAGCCCAUCUCUUCCCUCUUGGAGGUUGUGGACGUCACACCUGAAGAAAGGACUCUCACAAUGGCCGUCUCCGCCACUCUGCCAGCUGACAUCCAAGCAGGGGAUGUUGCUGUGGUCAUCUCGGAUGUCACCCCACACGUCACCAAGGACGUGACACUGGAUGUUCCAUGCAGAGCUAGGAAAGGGGCAGUCCGGCGAUUAUUUUGCAGGCUUUGGAGGGCAGUGUGCUGCUGCGCCUGCCACAAGGAAGAGGAGGAACAAUAUUAAUUAUUCAUCAGACCUUCAGAAAUGGGAUUGAACCAUAGACCAUUAAAUUAUAAUUGGACUCAAUUCUGCUUUUCUUCUGUUUACUACUUAAUUUCAGAACUUUUCUAUAAACUUUCACUUUGCAAGUGUGGAGUAGGUUGUGUAAAUAAGUGGGAAACAUCCCAAUUUUAAUGCUUUUAAUAAUUUACUUGUACAUUUAAAAACAUAUGUAUUAUUUGACAACAAAAAAACAGAGGGCGCUCAACCAAUGUUGAGUUGAGGUGCAACCAAAAAUUUGAAUCAUCAUAGAAAAGGAAAUAGCGCAACUCUUGCUCACUAUAAAAAAAAAUGCAUUGUUUUAUUCAGGCAAGGUUAAAAGUUUAACGUUUCGGCCUAGUCUAUGAUGAUAUGCAAGUUGUGUUUGCCCAGGAAAAGGGUGACCCAGACUCACCCUGGUUCUUGAGGGUUGAAGACAGUGAAAAAUGAUCAUUAAAUAAAUGGGACUUGUCAAUUCUUGAAUAAAAAUCUUCAAUGAACAUGAAUUUAAAUACAAUUGACUUGAGGA
Oncorhynchus masou masou (cherry salmon) is the source of this 1404-nucleotide messenger RNA. RefSeq lists its product as uncharacterized. The coding region runs from base 18 to 860 and encodes 280 amino acids. The transcript has 4 exons. The record is from RefSeq and is a predicted model, not a curated record. NCBI's taxonomy places the organism in Eukaryota, Metazoa, Chordata, Actinopteri, Salmoniformes, Salmonidae.